AAAAAGAAAAUAAACAAAGAAUAAUUGGAAUUGGGUUAAAAAAUGAAAUUAGAAAAAGAGGGGCUUCCUUAUCUUGUUGGAAAUUGAAAGAGGAGGGGAGGGAGUGAGAAUGAAAAUGGUGGUGGUUGCGCAAGGUGUUUGUGGUAAAGCGUUGCUGUUUGGCAUCGGAGUUGGAGUGAGACCCAGAAGACCCACUAAACAGUUUGUCUUCUUCGUUUCUUCUAAUUCGAAAGACAAAACCACGAGUUUCGGAAGACUAAAAGUUGAGAAAGUGAAUGCUCUCAUCCACAGAACCAAGCAAAACACCACAAAACGCAAACAACUACUACAACCAGAAGAUGAAGAUGAAGACAAUUCUGCAUCUGCAACUGCAACAACACGACGACAACAACAACAACAACAACAACAACACACUCAUUCGAGAGUUGGAUGGGGAGACAAUAGGGUUAGCAGUAAAUCAUUGGCGUUGGCUUCGGAGGACACCAACUUUUUCAGUCUAAAAUCAUUUAAAGGCAUUGGAUGCGCUGAUUUCAUGAUUGAAUCUCUCCAUAACCUCUCUUUAACUCGCCCUUCCAACAUACAGGCCAUGUCAUUUCCUCCUGUUAUUGCCGGUAAGUCUUGUAUCAUUGCUGACCAGAGUGGUUCUGGAAAGACAUUAGCUUAUCUUGUACCAAUCAUUCAACGUCUCAGACAACAAGAACUACAAGGACUUCAUAAAUCAUCUUCACAAUCUCCUACUCUUCUUAUACUCGCACCCACUGCUGAGUUAGCUUCUCAGGUCUUCCAUAAUUGUCGAUCAAUCUCUAAAUCUGGUGUUGUUCCAUUCAAAUCUAUGCUUGUCACUGGUGGCUUCCGACAAAAAACUCAACUCGAUACUUUAAACCAGGGCGUUGAUGUCUUAAUAGCUACACCUGGCCGUUUUCUCUUCCUCAUCAACCAAGGCUUCUUGCACUUAACAAAUCUAACAUGUGCUGUCUUGGAUGAGGUUGAUAUCCUCUUUGGCGAUGAGGACUUCGAAAAGGCUCUUCAAUGCUUGAUUAGUUCUUCACCGGUGGACACACAAUAUUUAUUUGUAACUGCUACUUUACCAAAAAAUGUUUACAGCAAACUGGUUGAAGUUUUUCCUGAUUGUGAAAUGGUCAUGGGACCUAGUAUGCAUCGAAUAAAUUCUCGCCUUGAAGAGAUAAUAGUAGAUUGUAGUGGGGAAGAUGGACAAGAAAAAACUCUCGACACAGCAUUUUUGAACAAGAAAGCUGCUCUUCUGCAGCUUGCGGAGAAGAAUCGCGUCCCAAGAACUAUUGUUUUCUGCAACAAAAUUGAAACAUGCAGAAAAGUUGAAAAUGCAUUAAACCGUUUUGAUAGAAAGGGAAUUCGCAUGCAAGUUCUACCUUUCCAUGCUGCCAUGACACAAGAAUCGCGGCUUGCUAGUAUGAAAGAGUUUACACGUUCUCCACCAAAAGAACUGUCCCAGUUUAUGGUUUGCACGGACAGAGCUUCACGGGGAAUUGACUUCACUAGAGUGGAUCAUGUAAUACUUUUUGACUAUCCACGUGAUCCAAGUGAAUAUGUACGGCGUGUUGGAAGAACAGCCAGAGGUGCCAGGGGACAGGGCAAGGCAUUUAUCUUUGUUGUUGGCAAGCAAGUAUCCCUUGCACGAAAAGUAAUGGAAAGAAAUCGGAAGGGUCAUCCACUGCAUGAUGUACCUUCGGCUUAUGAGUAUUGAGAGCUGACGAAGUAGGAAGUUGGUUUUAAUUGAUUGCUUGGAAAGGGUGCUCUCAACUGGGAUUGACAACACAAUAUUGUAAGUCUAACAUGCAUGGCAAAGGAAGGAAAUCUUUUGGUAGCACCGGCAAUAUUCUAGGUCGAUGAAACGUGCAUUGCUAGGCUCCUCAUAGCAAAAGCAAGGGCUACAUUGAUUGCCAGCAUCUUUAGAUGGUCUUUGGGCAGGAAAUAUUUUAUUCCUAGUCAUAUUACUUAGUAAUUUCUUAGGAAUUGUAUUACCACCGAAAAUGACACUCCUGCAAAAAAUUAUAAAUAUGAUAGACUACUAUUAUUUUCCUAA
Molecule: messenger RNA, 2062 nt
Organism: Medicago truncatula (barrel medic)
Lineage: Eukaryota; Viridiplantae; Streptophyta; Magnoliopsida; Fabales; Fabaceae
Product: DEAD-box ATP-dependent RNA helicase 50
Exons: 5
Coding region: 110-1723 (537 amino acids)
Molecular function (GO): nucleic acid binding; ATP binding
Source: RefSeq, a predicted model, not a curated record